Messenger RNA from Boleophthalmus pectinirostris (great blue-spotted mudskipper), 4217 nucleotides. RefSeq names its product terminal nucleotidyltransferase 5C (gene tent5c). Bases 177 to 1331 code for a protein of 384 amino acids. NCBI's taxonomy places the organism in Eukaryota, Metazoa, Chordata, Actinopteri, Gobiiformes, Gobiidae. The transcript has 2 exons. Gene Ontology annotation, molecular function: poly(A) RNA polymerase activity; RNA binding. The record is from RefSeq and is a predicted model, not a curated record. Gene Ontology annotation, biological process: mRNA stabilization.
UAUAAAACAGGCGUGUCAGCUGCGAGUCCAGUGGUUUGUUUUAUCCGGCGUCCCAUGUGUGUUUCUCAGCGGUGGAUUAUGUGGAGGUGUCUACCAAGUUAACCUUAAGUUUUUCGGACUAUAACGCUGCAUGCUUUCAGAGCCGAAUUUUGGAAACGUAUCCUGUGAUCACUGCUAUGAUGGAGAACAGUAUGGAGGCUAAGCCUUGCAGCGUUAGUGUUCUGUCCUGGGAGCAGGUGAGCCGCCUGGACCAUGUGUUGUCUGAGGUGGUGCCAGUGCACGGCAGAGGGAACUUCCCCACGUUAGAGGUGCGUCUGAAGGACAUAGUGUCUCGUGUGCGUGCCCGCCUGGAGCGCAGCGGGAUCAGGGUCAAAGACAUGCGCCUCAAUGGCUCCACUGCCAGCCAUGUGCUUGUGCAGGACAUGGGCUGGAGCUACAAAGACUUGGACGUGAUCUUCAGAGUGGACCUGCCCCACGAGGCUGAGUUCCAGCUCAUAAAGGAGGUGGUGCUGGGCACGCUGCUGGACUUCCUGCCUGAGGGCGUGAACAAGGAGAAGAUCACGCCCAUGACGCUGAAGGAGGCCUAUGUGCAGAAGCUGGUCAAGGUGCACACGGAGCAGGACCGCUGGAGCCUCAUCUCGCUGUCCAACAACAAUGGACGCAAUGUGGAGCUCAAGUUUGUGGACUCCAUCCGGCGGCAGUUUGAGUUCAGCGUAGAUUCGUUUCAGAUUAUCCUGGACUCAAUGUUGUCCUUCUAUGACCUGUCCACAGAGCCCAUGUCUUCGGAGGUCCACCCACGCAUACAGGGCGAAAGUGUGUAUGGGGACUUUGACGUCGCUCUAAGCCACCUCAAAAACAAACUGAUCGCCACCAAGCGCCCCGAGGAAAUCCGGGGUGGGGGCCUUCUCAAAUACUGCAACCUGCUGGUGCGGGACUUCCGGCCGGCUGACGAGGAGGAGUUCAAAGCCCUGGAGCGCUACAUGUGCUCGCGCUUCUUCAUUGACUUCCCGGACAUUAGCGAGCAGCAGCGCAAAGUGGAGGCGUACCUACAGAGCCACUUUGUGGGUGAGGAAAAGAGCAAGUACGAGUACCUGAUGCUGCUGCGGCGCGUAGUGAACGAGAGCACAGUGUGUCUGAUGGGCCAUGAGAGAAGGCAGACCCUGCACCUCAUCUCCCUCAUGGCUUUCAGGGUGCUGGCCGAGCAGAACGCCAUCCCCGACGCCUCCUGUGUUACUUGCUACUACCAGCCCGCGCCAUACGUACGAGACCACAACUUCAGCAACUACUACGUGGCCAACCAGAACAUUCCCACAUGGCUGCCAUGUAACUGAGCACGCCAGACGAGAACGGACGCUACUCCCACUUCACAUUCAAGGGAAGAAGUUUAAGAAAAAACUCCCAAAAAAAGUUGGCAAUAAAUGCUUUGUUUCUCAAGGCUCAAAUCUAUUUAAGUGGACACGUGUUUGCUUUGUUUUUGGGAUAUUUUCUCAUUCCUUUACACAGGGCGCUCUCGGUCUUUGGACAAAUUUAAUACUUUUAAGUGUUUAUUUGCCCUUUUUUCCUUCCCUUUUUUCAACUCAUUUGUGUUUUCCCUACUCUUAAAAGAGCUGUUUGUGCCUUAACUUCCAAGUUUACCCCCAAUAUAUUUUGUUUUGGGAAUUGUUUUGUGACGAAGAAAAGUAAAGGAAAUGCCUUAAAUUUGGUUUCUCCUGUGGACAAAAUACAAAAAAAUGUGAAAAUCGUGAAAAAGUGACGUUGGAGAGUUGGUAGGCAAAAAUAUCUGUGCACUGGUGUAAAAGCUGAUCUGAAGUUGUGUUGAGUUCACUGUGAGACACUUAAAACAAUGAGAGAAAUAUGAGAUGUAAAUAUUCCGCAGUGCUCCUUUACCACUGUGAAUGUAGCGCCUAGCAAGUGGCCUUUAGCGAGGGCCUCUGCUGGACAGCGUCUGCCUGUGGCGGCCGACUGUCUUCCCUUAAAAGGAGCAGCACAUGGUGAGACGCAGGGCUGCCCUCUGCCUCUGGCCCACUCCACAGCCUCUGACGGAGGCUAUAAUUAUCCAGGCUCUGGCACUUGGGGGGAGUUCCCUUCCUGUGCAUCCUCUCCCCUUUUGUGGUCAUGGCUAGACAGAGCUGCAGGGAGCGGGCCUGCGUACCUCGAGGCCCUCUUUGGGACUUGUAUCUGAUUUAUUGUGGAUGCCAGGGCAUUCUGGAGCUGCAGACCCCCGACAGCAGAGUUUGUGACGAGGAUGCACUUCUAUUUCAGCCGCUUCUAUUAUUAGACGUCACAUUUGAACAUUGCAGCGUGGCCCUGGUCACACAUGCUCUGGGCUCUGCCUAUACAGUGCCUUAAGACAGUGUGGUCAUGUGAACGGUCAGUGAGAAAUGCCUUAAUGUUUACAGUCCCGCUCAAAUCCAUCCACUGUGUUUACAAAAGGUCAGUGCAGAUGAGAGCUGGCCCCUCACAUCUCCACACUGUCUCCCAGACACGCUCCACAUGCAUUAGCUGGUGUUGUGUUUACAGCUGAUAAGGGCGCCCUCGGGCCUGUGUUAUCGGGCCUUUAUGCACUGUCCUGGGGCGGUCAGCUCGCCUGCAGGUCACACCCUAGGGUCAGGGCAGGCUGCUGUGCUCCCAACCAGCAAUUCAAGUGCCUUUCAGAAGUGACUUAGUUUUUAUGGGAUUGUUUUAAAUAAAAGGGAUUUAAAUAAGUGUAAACUGGAAAAAAACAAGAUGAAAUAUGGGGGGUGUUUUUUACUUUUAUUUUUGUCUUUUAGUUUCUGUAUGUGUCUAGUCAUUCCCACCUUUCUUAUCCCUGUUGUGGUCUUGUAUGUAGCCUUUGUAAAACUCUUCCCUGCCUCGGCCUAAUGUAAAGUAAACAAAGCAAUAUCUGAAGUGCACUGACAGGUCCCAGGACAACUUUGUGCACCAUGAGGGAGGGACGUAUAAGCUAUAAACCUGGGGACGGAGAGGGAAAAGAGAAAGAGGAAGAGGGGAGAGGAGGAGGAGGAGAGGCACUGCGUCUCAGGGACAUCAUGGAGGGCGAGCUUUUGUCCCUUUUCUUUUAAUUUGAGGAGUUGAUUCAUGUCCGAUUCAAUGGACAUGGUUAUGGUUUAGACUGAGGUUACUUCAUACAGGUUUGUGUAUCUUUGCGGUCAUUUACUCAAACAGUUCAACCCAAUUUGUUUAAAAAAAGAAAAAAAUGUGUGUGGGGGAGAAAAAAAAAAAUGAAGCCUAGUUUUUCAAAGUGGUGGUGCCAGUUUUCACAAUUGUCACAAACCAGCUCAGACACUGCCAGUUGAAGUUCCUCAGCCUCACCUCUAGUUGGCGUUGUACGUUUUUAAAAGUAUGACGUCAAAGGAAAUGCAUUCUUGUGUUUUCUAGAUGCUCUCACACAGAGUAAGGUUAUCCCUCCUCUAAAAGAUGUUUACGGUUUAUCACCUGACUUAACCUGAGCAUUAUUGCCCCAUUCUUUUGCAACCAAGGGCAUAUUCAGUCAGGACUGUGUAAGUGUAUUUGUAGAGAAGAACAAUGUGGAAAACCAUGAGGAUAAGGUGUGUUUUUUGUUUUUGGUUUUUGUUUUGUUUAGUGUUUUUUUUGUUUUUUUUUGUUUUAGUUUUCCGCCCCCACUUUUUUUUUCUUUCCUGCUGUUCAUUUGUCAGUGUUAUUUGAACCCGGUAGCUUCCCCACUCCCAGUGCUGGACAUCCCGCUGGAGGAGGUCCUCAGUGCAGAGUGUCUCAUUUUGGACGCCUGUUUAGGUGUUUUGUUUUGGGAGCGAUGGGGUAUACGUUGGGGACAUUUUUGAUGGUCUGUGCUUGUCUGGAGUACAAGUCUUAAACCAAGAGGAUGUAUUGGAGGUGGUUGUGUAUAAAAUGUUAAGUUUUCCUCCUUGUGCAGCAGAUUGUGUUUACGUUGAUGCGUGGAAAUGUGUGUGCUUCAUUUGCAUGUGUGUAUGAGGGGCAUGCCUGUGGAGAAGUUUAUUAAAAAAGUGGGGAUUAAUAUGAAAUUUGUCGCACUAUAUAUUUUUUGAAAUGCAAGAAGAGCUUAUUUUGUCGGCUUUGUGAUUGUGACAAUGACUUUUGAUGGUACAACCAUUUAUACCAUUUCAUUUUCAGCACUUUUACCUCACUUGAGUUUUUCCUUUUGGAUGGAAAUGUACAUGUACAUCAGGAAAAUGUGUUUGAAGAAAAGAAUCAUGAAUAAAAAGAUACAAUGCAAAGUA